Molecule: messenger RNA, 3096 nt
Organism: Rotaria socialis
Lineage: Eukaryota; Metazoa; Rotifera; Eurotatoria; Philodinida; Philodinidae
Source: the annotation of a GenBank genome assembly
AUGUUUAAACUAUCUUUAUAUUUAAUUUUACUUAUACUAUUUCCAUGUAUUUCUUGUGAUCUUAUUGAAUUAUCGGAUAUAAUUAUACGUGAACAUACACCGAUCGGUCAUCUAUUAGUAAAACUUAAUGCAUCAACACAACAACGACAUUCGUAUCGAUUUGUUAAUAAUAAUUAUCGUGACAUUCAACAAUAUUUUUCACUGAAUUCGAGCACAGGUGAAUUACAUAUUGCUAAUGACAUUGAUCGUGAAUUAAUUUGUACGCAUCGACAUAGCCAAUGUAGAUUUUUAUUAAAAAUUUUUGAAUUAUUUCACGAAAAACUUUAUCAUAUACCAAUUUUAAUUGAAGAUGUCAAUGAUCAUCACCCGACAUUUCCUUAUAGUUCAUCGGAAAUUGAAUUACAUAUAUCAGAAAAUUCGCCACCUUAUCAAUCGAAACUUUUCAUUCAACAAGCUUAUGAUCAAGAUCAAAUCGAUAAUGAAAAUCGAUUAAAAUAUAAAUUAAAAAAUUUCGAUGAAAAUUUUCCAUUUAUGCUCGAAAUUAAUGAUGAUUUAUCAAACCGUUUAGUUCUCAUACUUACCGAAGGACUUGACCGAGAAACAAUUGAUUCAUACAAUUGUACAUUAUAUGUCACUGAUACAGGUGGACAUCAUGCACAACUCCAGGUUAAAAUUAUUAUUGACGAUGUCAAUGAUCAAUCGCCCAUUUUUGAGAGAGAUAUUUAUUCUAUUGAACUAUCGGAACAUACGUCAAUAAAUACGAUAAUUCUUCAAGUUCGUGCCUAUGAUGGCGAUAUAGGUUUAAAUGGACAAAUUACCUAUAAAUUUACUGACGCAUCAAAACAAUACGAUAAUCUAUUUUCAAUCAAUAAUGAAACAGGUUUUAUUCGACUCCGUUCGUUACUUGAUUAUGAACAACGAACAUCCUACGUGUUUUAUAUUGAAGCUCAUGAUUCCGGAAAAGAAAUUCGUUCAUCACAAACACUCAUCAACAUAACGAUAUUAGAUGAAAAUGAUUGCUAUCCAAUAAUAAAUUUUCGUUUUCUACCCGAAAUGAACUCCAAUCAAUCCGAUGAUCUUAUUGAAAUCUCUGAAAAUUAUUCGAUAGAUAAAUUUUUUGUAAAAGUUUUCAUUACCGAUCAAGAUAGUUCACACAGUGGACGCAUGAAAUUAUGGUUUGAAAUUCUUGAUAGUUACAAUAAACAUUUUCAAGAAUUUAAUAUAUUUCAAAUAGAUGAUUUAACAUACUAUCUUAAUUGCACAAAAUCUUUUGAUUAUGAAUAUCAACAAUGGUAUCGUUUGACAUUUUUUGCCGAAGAUAUUAAUUUAAAUAAAACGUUACAAACAAAUAGAACUUUAACAAUUCAUAUACUCGAUGAAAAUGAUAAUAUUCCACAAUUUCUACAACCGUUUUAUCAUUUAUCAAUCUAUGAAAAUAAUCAAGCUGAUAUAAUCUUAACUAAAAUUGAAACAUUCGAUCACGACGAUGGCGAUAAUGGCCGUUUAACCUAUGAAAUAGUAACCAACGAAAGUUCAUUUCCAUUUUCAAUCGAUUCAACGACAGGUAUUCUUCGUUGUACGGAAUCAUUUGAUCGUGAAAAACGAUCGGAAUAUAAAUUCGAAAUACUUGUUCGUGAUUAUGGUUCUCCGAUGAGUUUAUCGUCGAAAGUUUCGAUUAAAAUUGAUAUUAAAGAUGUCAACGAUAAUAAACCAGUGUUUGAAUAUGAUAAAUAUGAAUUUUCUAUAGACGAAAAUUUUCCACAAUUGAAAUCCUUUGGUCUUAUACGUGCCUAUGACAAUGAUUUAAAUACAAAUUUUAUUUAUUAUAUUGAAGAUGAAGAUAAAUUUAUAAUAAAUCAAUAUGGUGAAAUUUUUCUACAAAGUUCUAUUGAUCGAGAAAUUCAAGAUAAAUAUCAAUUUAUUGUUACAGUUUCUGAUAAUUAUUUUCAAACAUCUGUACCAGUUUUUAUUCAUCUAUUAGAUAUUAACGAUUGUCAACCACAAUGGACAAAUCCUUUUAAAAAUCACACAAAAUUAUUUAUCAAUCGAGAUGUUAUUACGAUUGGCACAAUGAUUAUUAAAUUGAAAGCUGUUGAUCAAGAUGAUGUCACCAAUGGAAACGGCUUAGUUCGAUAUUUUAUGAAUGAAAAUUAUAGUUUUUUAAGUUUACUCAAUAGUGGAGAGUUAAUAUUAAAUAGUUCACCUCGAGUUGGCCAUUAUUUAUUAAAUAUAGCAGCAGAAGAUAGUGGAAAAUUAAUUCAAUAUUCAUCGUCGAUCGAUAUUGAGUUAUUUGUUGGAGAUAAUUAUACGAACACAAGUCAAUUUUAUGAUAGAUUUUAUAAAAUCAAUUCAUUAUCAACUACAAAACGUGUGAUAUUAUUGGCGACAUUUUUUCUAUCGAUUAUUUUUAUUCUUACAUUUACUAUUUGUAUUGUAUCAAUUAUGGUAUGUCGAUAUCGAAAACAGAAGUAUCUAUAUUAUGUUCAAUAUAAUAAAAAUCAAGUAAAUAACACAAAAUUAGCUACUGUGCACAAUCAUCUUACAGAUUCAAGUUCAGAUUCUUCAAAAUUAAGUUUGGAGGAUGUUCAUGGAAAACAUCUUAUCGAUCAUUCAUCGUCGCCAUCCAUCACAGGUGCAAAUAUGUAUACUCACCAUCAUCAAAUAAUAAAGCCGACACACGCAACAAGUGAUUAUUAUAGUAAUAGUAGCAAACAUGAUGAAGAUACGGACGAAUUGACUGAUGAACAACCGCCAACGUUCUUGAAUAAUGCUGAAUGGUCAAUUGAAAAAAUUCUCUAUCCUGACUGGCUAUACAAUGAUGCACUAAUGGACUCCAAAAGACAUUGGAAUACAUCAACGUUCGCUCAUUCAAAUUCUUUUCAAGCAUUAGAAAAAAAUGAAAGCGUAAGAAGCAGAUCGACUAUGGAAAAACGUACGAUAUCAACGAACAGUUCACCAUCACCAAAACAAGUUCGGUUUGGUUCUCAAAGACAACUACGUACAUAUCCACAUUUAAGUACGACUGUUCAACAGUUAAGAACACGAACUGCAACAACAACUAUUUCAGAUAAUGAUAUUCACAAUUCAUUUAUCUAA